Dovyalis caffra is the source of this 201-nucleotide messenger RNA. The record is from the annotation of a GenBank genome assembly. Lineage: Eukaryota; Viridiplantae; Streptophyta; Magnoliopsida; Malpighiales; Salicaceae.
AUGCUAUCCAAAAACCAUGACCCGCGCCCUCCACCACCACGAAAUGGCUCUGGCGAAAGAAAGAAAAUGAGGUGUGAAAAACAAAAAAAUCAGAAGGGAAAAAGAAGGAUUGAAUGCUCUGUGCGAGAAGAAAGGGAAGAGGCAAAAGAGGACAUAGGAAUAUGGAAGCAAAGAAAAUUAACAUGGGCAAAAAGGCGUUAG